UGUCCAGCAAUUAUUCAAGUAAACUACAUUUUUAUGUGAGCUAACCAACCAUGGACGUGUGUUUCCGCUGUAGAAAAUCCCAGCGAUCCUGCUCAACGUUCAAGAUCAAGGUUUGUGGAUUCUCUUUACAAUGCAGUUGUAGCCUAUUGUAUACAUUACAAAGUUUAUAUUUUUAAUUUUAUUGUGUAAUAUUUGAAAUCCAGUGCACCACUGCCACCCCUUACCUGAUACCGUAUACUUUUGUUUCAUUACAAACUUUCGGUUUUGUUGCCCAGCAUUCUUGUAUAGCUUGUAUUUUAAAUUCCGCAAUUGAACUCGAUAAUCUUAAUAUAUUAUUCAUUCGCAUUCAUAUUAAUAAUUUAUCAAAGCCUUGAACCAUCCAAUAUGUUAUCAAAUUUACAUUCAACCCGGUACCGUGUGUUCAGUGCGUGAAAAAAAGUGAAAAGUGCUAAAAAGCAUUUGAGUAGCGACUAAGUUCUAUGAUGACUAUGAUCACAGUCAAAUUGAUGAAUCGACAUUUUUUCAAUCAGGAGACGGCUUUUAAUACGGCUGGUCUAAAAUCAGUGUUAUAAGUUUUAUAGUAUCCACAUCCCAGUACCUACCCACUGGUAUAUCAUUCUGGUUGCUCCAGUCCUAAACUUGAUCAGUGACGCGACGCGAGUGCAUCGUGUAUGUUAAUGAUGAUCAGUGAUCUGUAGCGGAUGAUUAUCAGACAAACAGCAAAUUAGUUACAUUGACAAGCUUUCACUGGGAUUGAUCCCGGGCUCCAACCCCAAUUUGGGGCCUGUGUGAUAUCAUUUCGGUAGUCGUAUCAGCAAGGGACGUACCUGGCAAGAUUCAAGAUGGCAGAGGACAAGGUGUACAGCAGCGACCUCUCCUACCCCAAAGAAGAGAAAAAGUGCCUAAUGUACAGAAUUUUUGGCCAAGUACCAGCGAGACUCGUCCUUUACCUGCUAUCAUGGUCAGGUUUUCUCGUGUCAUUCAUGAUGAGGAACGAUAUCAACUUAGCCAUUGUGGCCAUGGUAGAACAACCUGCUAGAACCUACAGUAAUUCCACCAAUGAGUAUUGCUUCGUGGUAGAGGAAGUCAGCAAUAACACUGCACUCAUGGACUAUGGGGGCACGCUCCAAUGGUCCGGCCGAAUCCAGAGCUACAUCUUAUCAUCGUUCUAUUGGGCGUACAUAGUGUCCCAGAUAGUAGGCGGCCUAGCAACCCAACGCCUUGGGACCAAGAGGGUGUUUGGUUAUGCCCAGCUGGUGACGGCAAUGUGCAGUUUGUGUAUCCCGACAGCUAGUGACGUGCAUUGGGGGCUUGUCAUUGCGCUUAGGUUCGCUCAAGGUUUCGCUUCGGGUUUGACUUGGCCAGCUAUGUAUGCACUAGUAGGUCACUGGAUCCCUGUACCAGAAAGAAGCAGAUUUAUGUCCAGUUUUCAGGGCUUCAGUAUUGGUAUUGGCAUCACAUACCCUCUAGCUGGAUUCUUGAUUGCUCACUUAGGUUGGAGAUCCGUUUUCUAUACAACCGGAUCUAUAGGAAUAUUGUGGUGUCUGAUAUGGUACUUAUUGGCAUUUGAUAGUCCAGAAACUCAUCCAAGAAUCAGUCUCAGGGAACAACAGUACAUCAAAGAGAAUACUGAAAACACCUACGCUAAUGUAAGAACAGCGGAAGUACCAUGGAAGGCUAUUUUCUCAUCUAUGCCUGCUUGGUCUAUUGGAAUCACUACAUUCGGACGAAUCUGGGUACAUUAUACAUUUAUCAUUUCUGGACCUACAUAUAUGAAGAGUAUUUUAGGAUUCAGCAUUGAAAAGAAUGGAUUAUUGUCGGGAAUGCCUUUUCUCUGCAGUUACAUUGCAUCGGUAUUUUUCUGUUAUAUUGCUGACAAGUUAGUCACCAUGCAUUUGAUGACCUUGACCAACGUUAGAAAACUCAUGACUGCCUUAGCUCAAGUUGUACCUGGUAUCUUAGUCCUUCUUAUAAGUUAUUUGGGAUGUGACAUUGAAUUAGUCCUUGUUGUUUGGUUCUUUGCUGUGACCCUCAUCACCGCUGCGUAUGCUGGCGCCAUGGCAAAUGUUGUUGAUAUUGCUCCAAAUUUCGCGGGACCAGUACUGGCGUUCGCCCAAACCAUCCACAUGUCGGCCAGUUUCAUCAGUCCAUUGGUAGCGUUCCACAUUCUGGAUGAAAAGGAACACUUAAUGUCAUCUUGGAGAUACGUGUUUUACCUUACGAGUUUUGUAGCCAUUUCUACUUAUAUUGUAUACCAAAUCUGGGGAACAGCUGAGACUCAGCCCUGGAACUACGCCAAUGGGUUACCGUCCACUCCAGAGCAAGAAGAACUCAUGAAUGAUGGGUCUCCAUCUAGAAAUGGUCCGAACAUUGUGAAGAACGGAUCUGUCAGCACAAACACAGAAGUUAUAGCAUAAUGGGUGUCGUAAUCGAGUUUAUGCUGCUGCUUAUUUUUGUUUUGACAAUGAAAUUUCCCCAUGUGACACUUAUAUUGGUAUUCUUCAAAAUUAAAUUUAUUUUAAAAUAUUCCAUGCUUUUAAUGUUACUCUGAGAUUAAACUUCUGAAUCAAGUUUAACCAAGCAUCAUCAGCUCAUUUUGCGUUGACUUCCCUUCAACGUUGGCUGGCCUUGGAAAUCCGCUAAAUAGUGGCUGAAAUUGUGACUGGAACUAUCGAAAAUUAAAGUAAAAGGUUAUAAGUUUCCCUCAACAGUAAUUUCAUGGAUUGAUUUUUAAAUUCCCAAGUUCUAGUUGACAUUGCCAACUAAUGAUCCAAGGAUUUGGACUCGACGAAUAUUUUCGUAAUAUUUCCAGGAAACAAAACUCAGAAACAGACUGAUCGAGAUAAAGAACAUAUGCCAACUUUGCAUGGUCAUCAAUUGAAUGGAGGUCAGGGUUCUAGCAACUCAAAAAACAUAUAACACUGAGCAGCAGCAUUCAACCUUGAAAAACUGAGCAAAAGAUUCAGGGGUUGUCCAUGACAUUUUCGCCCAAGUAUUAAUGGGAGAUCGAUUCUCUAAUGAAGUGAAGGAUCUGUUUAAAGAUAUAUGGUAUUCCUCAUAAUAUGAUUGUGAUAAGCUUAGUUAUAUAGUUCAGUAGAUUUAAUCAGAAAUAUAGUGAGAAAAUAUGGGGCAUAAUUUAAGUGAUAGUAUGUUCAAAAACAGUAUUAGGUGUCAACUUCAUCUGAAAUGAUUUAUAUAUAUAUAAUUAUAAGUACUGUAACAAUAGAUGAUUUUGGGUGAUUAUAUUACAAUAUAUCUUGUCAAAAGCUGCUUUAUGUGUUGAGUAUUAUUUUUUACUCAUCGACUCUUCAAUCAACAGAUCUUCUAUUUUACAAAUAGAACCCUAGUUGUCGGUUUUGCGGUAAAACGCUCUAUAUUUCAGUUUUCCAUUAGACAGACAAUAUGUCCCAACUAUCUUAGAAUAAGUAGCUAGUUGGUAUGGUACGUAUGGUUACCAAAAUUAACUAUGCUUCAUGCUUAUCUUGCAAAAAAUUCGUUUAAGGUUAUUGCAACGUAUAAUGUAUAUAUACUACAUCCAAUGAUAGUUUGGAAUGAUUUAAAACAUUUGUAUCCAAUGCAAAGUAAUAUUAAUUAUGAUACAAGGGGUUGUUGCAAAAUGCUAACAAUUACAGGGUGUCCAUUGGGAAAGUUAACUUCUUGAUUUAAGAAAAAAAAAUACAAACUUGAUGAAAAGAAAAUAUUUAUUACUAACAACAUAUUCGUAAAUUCGGCGGGUUUUAUUUCUUAAAUAUCAUUCCGUUUAAAUGUUUACAUCCCUUCGGACAUACUAAUCGCGCGCACAAAUUCUGAAACACUCUGAUGCAGAGUUCCGGAGUGAUGUUUAUUUCUCGUCGAAUGUUGUCUUUAAGCUCUUCCAGUGUUCGUGGAUUAUUGAAAUACACUUUUGACUUUAGAUAACCCCACAAAAAAUGCCGGGUGACGUAGGAGGCCAGUGAAUGUCUCCAAACUUCGGUAUAACAUUUUGAGGAAAAAGUGCUUUCACCAUGUCCAUCGAUUCUCUGAAAGUAUGGGCAGUGGCCCCAUCCUGUUGAAACCAUGUUAAAUCGACGAUCUGUUCUUACAAUAUGAGCAAAAAAAGUGUCAAUCAUGUCCUUGUAUCGCUCGGAAUUGGCUAUCAAUUUGUUCAUCUUCAAAGAAAUACGGCAUAAUAAUACCGCUGGAGGAUAUGGCGCACCAAAUAGUCACCUUGACUAGCGGUUGUUGAUGUUUCUCUUUUGGAUUCGUUGGUGACCAAUAUCUGCAAUUCUGUUUGUUCACAUAACCGUCCAGCACAAGAUUUCCGUAAUACGUAAUCACUUUCCUUUAACUUUAAAGCAUGGACUGACUGGAUUUUAUAAGGAUGAAAACCCAUUUUCUUCUUCAUUAUGCCAUACAGUGUUGACCUAGGGAUUGCCAAGCAGCGGAAUGCCUCCGUACAGAACGCCGAGGAUUUGCAAUGACCGAAUCAUUUACUUACUUCGGUUUAUACAGUAGGUGUGGGGCCAGGAAUGGAUUGACUAAGAGUAGAGCCUGUAUCACCGGACCUCUUAGUGUAGGUUCUUACUUGGGGCAUCUCUUAGUCGGCGAAUGUUGUAUCUUGUACAAAAUAUCCGAAGAGCAGCUGCGUUUGAAUCACCACUCUUAAAGAAAGCCUCGAUAGCAAAAGCACAUUGCGCUCCGGUCCAACGUUCCAUAGUCACUUCCUCGCGUAUACAUUUGCCGCGUAAUUCAAAUUUGAAAUGUGAACUUUCCCACACUGGACUUCGAGUGCUGAAUGACAUUUCACAUGUUUGACUGAUGUGAUUGCCCAUAAUUGUCAAAUGUAACAUGUUGUUAACAUUGUACUUAAUUUGCAGUUCGAGAUGACAUUAAGAACUCAUGUUUAACUAUGUUAAGGUUACAUUACAAUGGAUAUAUUAAAAAAAUAACGCAUUUAAAUUCUGUCACUACUGUUUUUGAAUGUUUUUGUUAAAGUCAUAUGACAAUGAUGCGGGUUUCGAAAUUAAGUCAAUGUUUAAGUUUCGAGUAUUUAGAGUUAAGAGUGUUAUGUUUACUAUAUUGUUUGUAUUGUGUUACGGCAGUAUUGAUGACAAUAAAUUAUGCCAGUAUAUUUUGUAAAUUAGCUACAUUUCAACAAAUCUGUUCUCUACAUGUACUUUAUUAUAUUGUAUAACCAUAAUCUGUUAGUAAGAUUGUUAUGGUUAGCAGUGCACCCUACAUCGUUUUUGUAAAUAUUGGUUAUUUAAAUGAGUUAACUAUUUUUAAUGUACACUGUCGAAUGAGGUUCUAGUUGGUUGCUAUGCUGUCCAAGUUUUGUUAAAUUACAGUGUUUACAAUAUUAGUUAAGAAAACUUGAUUUCCAUCGAGACCAUUCAGAGGCCUGUUUUAUCGUGGGAGAGCUUUGAAGGACAUUUUUUAUAAGACACUGUGGAAUUAUUUUUUCUGUUCCAUAUGCUUCCAAGAAAUUGAAAUCUCAUUCUGAGACACAAUGUCUAACUGAAGGAAAAUCCGUAUCAAAAUCUUUAAUUCAUUAUACUUUGAAAAUAAGUUAAAGCUCUUGAAGUUUUAUGAUGAUCAUAUGUAGUAUAGUAUCCAAAAGGUUAUUUGAAUAAUAUUUUUGUUCACAACACGUUUCUUUGUAAUGGUACUUUUUCGGGCCUUCUUGAUAGGAACUUUCUGGUGGUUUGGAUGUAGUUUCUACUCUAGAAACAUUGUGACUAUUUUUUUGAAUCACCCUGUUUAGAUAAUGGGGAGGUACAAAUGCUCGCGCUUGUCAGAAAAAUAUAUGUCACAAUAAAACAUAGUAAAAUUAAACACACGAUUUUGUUUGCUUACAAGGUGCACAUGGCGUUAUAUACAUUAAAAUCACUGGAUAUAUCAACUAUAUAAUGUAUAUUGUAGUUCUUUUCUGACAAUAUAUGUAAAAUGUAGCUAUGUUUACAUAGAGAUUUAGGUAGUAAAUAUGUUGUAUCGGCUUAACUUACAUAAGUUUACUAUUAUGAAAUGGGCAACUUCAAAACAAAUAAUAUUAAACGACAAUCUUUGGGAAAGAUUCAAUUUAUAGUAGGAGUAAUAUGGAUCUGAUAUUUAAAAAAUGUGAAAAUAAAUCAAAAAAUGAUAACCAUUUCUAAUGCACAAAUUGUUAAAUGCUAGUUUUGAUUUGGUAUUCUUAGCAUUUUCGCAAUUCAAUUCUAUUCAAAUUCAUAUUUUUAUGCUAGAGUGGUUUGUAUUAACAACCAAUUCACAAAUUAUUUUCUCAAAUCACUUAAGGCUAUUUUAAGAUUACUAAUGCUAUUAUGAAUAUGCCCAAAAGUCGAGAAAACAGAGGUCUUAUCAUCUAUGAUUUUCCAAUUAUAACAUAAGUUAAUAAAACAAAAACAGCAGAAAAUUCGACAGUUUCUGAACAUGCUAGAACGCGGAGUUAGAAAGUUUUUGGAGUUUUUUUUUUGGUAAUAGAUCUUGUAUUAGUUGCUGGUCUGUAUCCUGUUUAUACAUAACAAAAGGUAACUCAUCUGUUGGUUAAUUUUUGAAGUUGACAACACUUACAUCAGUUCUGUUUCGACAGGCACUUAGUGAAGAGUCUGCGGUUGACCAAUAAUCGAUAUAUGCUUGAACAACGUUAGGAAGCGCUCAAAAAUGGACGCUUUGACGAGGACCACCUUUUUUACCGAAAAAUCAUUUUUACCGAAUAAUCAUUUUUCGGUUGAGGCCCAUUUUCAUCUUGGUGGCUUCGUCAAUAAGCAAAAUUGCCAUAUUUGGUGCUCAGAAUGGCCGAAUGAAAUUACCUAGAAGCCAAUGCAUCCGCAACGCGUGACUGAUUGGUGUGGUUUGUGGUCUGGUGGCAUUAUUGGCCCUUUUUUUCUAAGAUGACCAAGGACGCGCCGUCACGGUCAUUGGUGUGCGCCAUCGAAGCAUGCUGACUAACUAUUUCUUUCCGAAAACCGAUAAAAAGACUUGGAUAGAGUGUGGUUCCAGCAAGACGGCGAGACCUGCCACACCAGCCACGAAACAAUAGCUCUUCUUCAAGAAUCGCGUAAUUAGCCGUUUCGGUGCUGUGACUUGGCCACGGCGAAGCUGCGAUUUAACUCCGUUGGAUUAUUUUUUGUGGGGAAGCGUAAAAGGUAAAUGAUAUGCGGAUACCUCCGCGACGAUAGAGCACUUGAAGACCAACAUUCAUUCAGCCAUCGGUGAGAGACUGCCGCACACUUUGGAAAAUGUACUGAAAAAUUGGGUCGACAGAAUCGGCUAGGUCAAGCUCAGCCGUGGCGCGCGUAUGAAUCAGAUCGUGUUUUAUCAUUAACCGGAAGGAUAGUACUCUCAAAUAAAAAAAACCUGCGUUUUCAUUUUAACCAUCGAUUUAAAAAUUAACGAACAGAUGGAUCACCCUUUAUUAUCUAUUGUUUUCUGUAUUCACAGCCAUUUCGUUAAUAUCAAUAUGAAUUAAUUUCUUGAUUCAUUUUUUAGAAUAUACAAAAUACGCAUUAAUUAUUUUUCCUCUUAAUACAUCUCAAAAUUCUGCUGUAAAUAUAUAGAAGUUAAUCUGAUACUGUCGUAGUCUUAAAAAAGCAGUCGGUGAUUCUUGACGUCAUAUCUUUGAGGCAGUGAAUACCCUAAAAAGCUGGUUUCCAUUAAACCAAUGCAUUUGAGCCUCGCAAUAGAUAUCCGCUACUUAUGACUGAUUUUCUGGUCACUCUAUACUGGUUUCUAUCCUACUGUGGUAUACAAUGUAUUAAGGGUAUGGCCAAGAUAAACGUGCCAAAAUUUGAUCAACUACAUUCCUACAGUUCUCAAUACAAGUGAGUACUUAAGAUGAACGAAAUGAUGUAACUGUUGAUGAUUAAUUUUAUCUAUCUUUAAAUAUAUAAUUGAGAUUAGCAGAAGACUGCACAGAAUUUGUGAAUAUCUAAUAAUGUAUGUUACCUACAUAUUGAUGUUUCUUGGUAUCACAACUCUCACUGUUUUACUAUUAUAGAACAUUUUACUGUAUAUUUCACAUAUAGAAUAACUAUAUAAUAAAUGAAGAUAUAUUUUUGUUUAGAGCUUUAUUUCAAGAAAAUACAUGUAUUGAAAGAAGUGUGUUGUAAUCGAAACUAAUAGAUAAUUUAUAAUAAUAUAUAAUAAACGAGGACGCAAUUAA
Acanthoscelides obtectus is the source of this 8137-nucleotide messenger RNA. The record is from the annotation of a GenBank genome assembly. NCBI's taxonomy places the organism in Eukaryota, Metazoa, Arthropoda, Insecta, Coleoptera, Chrysomelidae.